Molecule: messenger RNA, 9180 nt
Organism: Besnoitia besnoiti
Lineage: Eukaryota; Apicomplexa; Conoidasida; Eucoccidiorida; Sarcocystidae
Exons: 5
Coding region: 1-9180 (3059 amino acids)
Source: RefSeq, a predicted model, not a curated record
AUGGCUUCGUUGCGCCGCGUGGCGCCGCUCGCCUGCGGCGCGGUGGUCGCCGUCGCGUUCGUAUCGGCAGGCUUUUUUGCAUGUGCGACGGGUUCAUCUUCGGCCUCUUCGCCUCCAACCCCGCCUGGCUCCCCCACACUCUCUGAGUCGCCGACUCCCGACUUCCCGAGUGGAGGUGCUGCCUCGUCUGCCGCCUCGUUUGAGCCGCUUUUCCGCCUCGUGGCGCUCACGCCGUUCUCGUCGGUCGCCUUUCCCCAGGAGGGUCCUUUGCCCGUUCUGCGCGGCAGGCAGCCCAUCGUGGCCGUCUUCUCAGUUCCAGUCGUUCCUCUAGGCGGCGCCCUGUUUCAGGAGGAGCCCUCCUCGCCGUCGCCGUCGAGUCACAGCAGCCGCAAGCCCCCCGAGGGAUUCGUCGUCUCGACAAACAGCCAUACAGAAACCGUCAGAGGGCGCGGCUACUGGGUGACGCCGAGUGCCUUUCGCUUCGACCCAGACGAGACCUGGCCUGCCGACCUCGCCGUGUCCGUACGCCUGAACGCCUUGCUCCGGUCUGCGAGUGGGCAGCCCCUGGCGCCGCUUCGCGUGGCAGAAAAUGACGCGGAGGGCGAGACAGGCCGUGGAGCCGAAAGGGCGUCCGCGGGCGCCGUGGGGAGCUCGGAGUCGCUGGGUCACGAAGGCCUCGCGGCGGCGGCGCAUGAGUCGUGGGUUUUUCGCAUGCGCACCGAGUCUCUGAGUAUCCGCCUCACCGCCGUCUCCUCGGCCCUCGCCGCCCGCAUUACCGGCGGCCAGUGGCAGCCGCUCCUCUCCAACAGUCAAGACCCCACCGCGUCGCUCUUUGAGGUCCCUGAGGACGGCAAAGUAAAGAUCCAGACGAGCUCGCCGAUCUCCGUGAGCAAGCUGCGAGACAGCCCCUUGGUCGAACGCUUCCUCGCCGUCGGCAAGGAGCAGCGGGGGACGUUCGCCUUCGUUCCCUUCCACGUUCACACCUGCGCAGACGACGCAGCAGACGACGCAGACGAUGCAGCGGACGACGCCGACGACCGCGAGGCGGAGGAGAAGGAACGGAGCUGGCGAGCCGCACACAACGAGGUUACUUGCUUGGAACUCACGUUUCCAGAGCAGCCGCUUCGCACGCGAAACGUGUACGAGGUCUUUGCAAAGAAGGGCGCCAUCUAUUCACCGCACAGCGGCCCUCUAGGCUACCUGGAGGACUCGUCGUCGUCUGCGCCUUCUGCACACUCGCUGGCGGUGUUGGCUUCCGCGGCGCUGGCGCAGUCGCCCGCUUUCAUCAGCGAGGUGGAGUACGUCCCCGUGUCUUCGCCUUCGCGGGUGAGGAAGGGGCGAGGGCUUCUCACGGGUCCUCGCCCUUUCCACCUGUAUCCGCUAAGUCGGCGCUCGGAGAAAACCAGCUUCCGCCGCCUUGAAGUCUUCCUCCCGCACAGCUUGGGCUUCAGCGGGGAGCAGGGCCGCACGGACGCACAGGCGCAGAAACAGGCGCGUGCGUCCGCUGCGGAGCCAGAGGCGGCAGCUGCGGAGAGGCCGGACCUCGACGUGUUGGCUGCCCAGCUGGCGCGGCGCAUGACGCUGAUUCACGUCAAGUCUGGCAAGGCGCUCUCGGUCGCGCACACGCUGAAGAACAGAGUCCACCUGGUGCUGACCUGCGGCGAACUGGAGCCGGAGCAGCAGUACAAGCUGGUAAUUGUGGGCAACGAGGUGCCGGGAAGCGAAGCCUGGGGUCCGCUAUUCGACGGUUUCGGGCUCCCGCUCGAGAGCAGCGAAAUCGAGUUCUCCAUGUCGCGACUGAGGCACAACUUCGAGCUGAUAUGGAGCCAAAGCACCGUGUGGAUUCUGAACGACCGCGACCUCGCCGACAGCGAGGCGCGAGCGGCGGAAGCAGGGCCUGCUCGUGCCCCUGGCCAGGAGGACAGCGAAGCGGAGUGCAAUCGCGGUGUGCCCCUCGCGGUCGUGACCGCUAUGCGAGAGCCGAGAAACACCUCGUGGGGAGAUGCAGAGGCCGCCAAUCUCGAAGUGCACCCCCUGGGCGACUGCAUACGUAGGGUCGACGCGAGCUGCAUGGGCCGCAUUCGCCCGCAGUUCGCCCACGUUGGAGGCACCCUCCGCCGCACCUUGAACCACGAGGCGUUCCACUUCAGCAGUGAAGAGGGCCUGACUUUUCCUGGCGCCGCGCCCUGGGCUGGUGCUUGUGUCGCGUCGAGUUCUUCGGCGUCGUCGCUCAUCGUGCCUUUUCUCUCUCGUCUGUCCACGAACUCGCCGUACCUCUUGACGGUGCAGAGGAAGCAUCACCGCUCCACGGGCACCGCGAAGGAGAAGGAGCUGGUUGGCGCUCUUUCGCUUUCCGUCUUCCACUCUGUGCACAUUCAGCGCGAGACGAAUCACCUGGUGGUGAACUUCCAAGUCCUCUCGCUCAAGACAGCCCGGCCGGUUGCAGGCGCGACGAUUCAGGUCUACGCCUCGCCGCAGGACGCGAAUCGCGCCCCGGCUCUGCUCCCCUGCGUCGAGGGCGAUAAGCUGGACGGCGCCGAUGAGAAGCGACUCCUCUGGAUGGCGACAGCAGAGGCACACGAAGGCGCGAAGCGUGAUGGAGUCUGCCAGGGUGUCAAAACAGACGCCAGUGGCUUUGCGACGUGGACCGCAACCGCCGGCACGAUCGGCGACGACGUUGGCGACCUGUUCGCCACAGUCCUGGCGCCGGUCGAUAAAGGGCCUGCUGGCCCCGGGCAGGCACCGGGAGAGGCGAAGGAGCCGCUGACGUAUAUCACUGAGCGGUUGACCGUGCCGUGGGACUUGUCUCGUCAAGCCCGGCGGAGAUAUGGGAGCCAGCACGGGAUUUCUGACGACAGCGUCAUCGCAGGGCAUGACCACAGGUACACCGUCGCGCUGUCGGAUAUCCAUUUCUUCGUCCUUGCUGACCGCAGUUCGUUUCGGCCGGGCGACACAGUGUCUGUGCAGGGGCUCUUGUCAGUCGUCGACCGGUCUGUGUGCGGCUUCGAGGGGUCCUGUCUGCUCCACCAAGCCUUGCGCGUGAGACCCGAGAGGCUGAAACUGCUUCUUGGCGCGCAGUGGAUGACGCAGGCGUACGCCACAGGCGAGCACGGAGGGGGGCGUUUCUUGCCGUCGCCGCGAGGCAUUCACGAAGGAGGCUACGACGGAAACCAGCAGCGCCGGUGCAGUGUGCGCAUUGUGUCUCUCAACCACUUUGGAGCGUUCGAGACUUCGCUCGAGGUUCCGCUGGACGCCGAGCUGGGCAGCACGAGCUUCUUCGAGUACCGCCUCUUCAAAGGCGGAGACGUAGACGAAAAAGCGAUCCUCGAGGCGAAUCUGUGUCCGGAGGCGUGGUACCGCAUCGAGGGCGGACGCAAGCUCCGCUCAGUCUACCCGGCCGGCGCAAUUCACCUCCAGGUCGAGAACCCGCGGCCCCCUUCUGUCAUUGUCGCGCCGCUGCAGCUUCCUCCCGUUGCGGCGCCCGCGGAGUCGUUCGCUGUGUCCGGCUCUCUGACGACGUACGGCGGCCUGCCAGUUCAGGACCACCGCGUCGAGAUCCGCCUGCGCUUCAGCCUCAGCUUGGGGCAGCUGUCGCUGCAAAGCGGGCGCGCGACAGAGCCUUGGGCGCCUGCCGGCGCCUGCAAGUUCGUCAUCCGGACGGAGCAGCGCGACCUCAAGGUGGUGACGAAGGGCGCGCUGGCAGACGGCGAUGACGUGGAACUGCAAGCCUACAUCCGAACGGACGAGACGGGGCAUUUUUCUCUUCGCGUGGAUCUUGGGCAGCUGACGGUGUCGCCGCCUGCGUCGCGCCUCGAGCCGUCGAGCGCGCACCCUGCGUCCCCGCUCCUGUGGGAAGAGGGCACCGAGAUUUCGGUCACAGUGCGCGUCACAGGGCUGACGGGCGAGGUGCUGCCGCCGCAGACCGCCACACUUGUCGUCGCGUCGUCUGAGCUCGCGCUGGAGCGCAAGCUGGCCUUGUCCGUCACGCCCGUCUUGCCCGGCGUCCCCUUCUCGGUGACGGCAGACACAAAGCCGUAUCCGAGAGUGGACAAGGAUGCGUCUCUGCCGGUGGGGAGCACCAUCGCUGUGACGGUGCUGCGCGUGGACCCGAGCCGCCCAGUCGGCUACUCGUGGGAGGCGCAGGCGAGUCACUGGGAGUCUUGGAAUCCCGACGCAGGCCUCGCCCCAUGCCGGCCCUCGCUCUUUUCGACCGCGUCUGCUGGCCGCGACGAGGGCGACAGCGUCGACGCGCCGCGCUUGUUUGAAGGCAGCGCGGGCGAGCGCAUGCAGGCAGAAGACAAGGAGGUUGCGAAGGCGUUCCUGGACGGCAGCGUCGACCUCAAAGCCUUCGUCAAAGAGCGUGGAGGGCGGUUUUCGUUCCUGAAGACUUGCCGCGGCGUGGGCGGUCAGCUGCAGUGCCCUGUCACCAUCCCUCUGGAUGCCGCGCAGUACAUCUUCGUGACGACUCUCCAGCUGCCCAGUGGCAAGAGUGUGCGGAACUGCGAAUAUUUCCUUCCGACGGCUGGCAACCUCUUGGCUCGCGCCCUCGAGCCGAAACUGCGUCUGGACAAGCCCGAGGUCGCCCACGGGGAGGUCGCGCAUCUGGUGCUGCCAGCGGUCUUCCGCGAGGGGUCGGCGAUCCGGCCGACUGUCGCCGGCGACGCUGCGGCAGCCACGGCAGGCCGCGAAGAGGGAUCUUCGAGCGCGACCGCGGCUUUGCACGGCUCCCUGUCGAUUUGGUGGCAGACGGCCUCGAACGAAAGGUCUUUCUUUUCCGUUCCCCUGGAUGCAGCCACAGACGAAAUCGUCGUGCCGAUAGGUCGGGUUCCAAACGACUGUCCGCCUUCCUGCUCGAUGCGCGUCAUUUUCGUCCCGCCGCUCUCACAAACCGCACUGCCUGUCACUCAGGUUGACACAUCCACGAACUUACUCUUCCCCGCCGAGACCCGGUACCCGAUAGAGCGGCAAGCAGCAGCCAAGUACGGCCCCUUCUUCGUAGAUGAAACGCUGACGGUGGCUGUGCGACACGCGGCUUCCGCCUUCAGCAUUCCUGAGGACGCAUUCUGUGUGGACGUCGCGCCAAAGAAGGAGAAAGCUGCCAAGAAGCCGAAGCGAGGAUCGCCCGCCGCAGGCCUUGGGGGGGGCGACCCCAAGUUGCUGCCGGGGGAGGAAGCACUCGUGACCGUCACACUGUCGAAAGAGGUCUUGGAGGAAACGGUCGCCAAAUCGCCUCUCUUCUCGUCAGACUCUGGGCGUGGCAAGAUGCACAAGCAUUUCCGCGCCUUUGCGCUCGUUGCUGUCAUCGAUAAACGCUACUUUGACUUAGGGCCUGUCAGCUUCCCUGAGGUCGAGGCCGAACUCCAAAGAGCGGUGGAGAGCCAAUCAGAUCGCCACGGGGUCGCAUCGUCACUUUCAGCGGCGACCUCGCUCUCGACUUACCUCUAUCUCUUCCGCUUCAUCCACGCCGCGAAGCUGAAUGACCCGUGGAUCACCGACUUCCACUGGCCGUCGGCGGGCAUCGUGCGAGGCGUCAGAGAGCUGACUGCCCCCUGGGCAGCGUGGACGAAGACAGUGGAGAGAUUUCUCCUCGGGCGCAGGUCGGCUAUUACAGGCACCUUCUCGCGCCUCGCUGGUGGGGGGUCGGUGACAGAUGGCGUGUUUCUGGCUAUGGAGUCUGCGGCGAGUGCACAGCCUGUUGCGAUGGCCUUGACUGCAGCCCCACGAAUGGCAAAGCACGUGGCGGGGACGCGGCAAGAAAUAGCCGCGGACUCGGGGGCAGUAGGCAUGGCUGCAGAGAGCUCUUCGGCGGUGACCUCUGCCAAGCUGCUGAGUUCAGACACCCCUGUCCUCUUGUGGCAAGGCGUUGAGCUGCACGAAGGCGGCGCCGGGGAGGCGGCGUUGACGGGGUCGUUCUCCUUCUCCGUGCCGAACGAUUCGAACCAGUACCUUGUGAGGAGUCAGCUCGUGGUGACCAUGGCGGAAAGGGAGCCGUUUUCGAUUCCCGCCUUCUUUGGGCGGCUGUGGCGCCGGUCGCCCGAGUCGAAGCCGAGUCGUGUGCUGUACGCCAAAUUCGAGAAAGAGGUCGUGGCGAAGAAGCUGCUCAAGUUGGCUCCCUUCCGACCCUCGCUGCUUCGCAAAGGGGACAUUGCGCAGGUCGGCGCGAUCCUCCACGUCGACGAGAGCCUCGUGCAGGAGGGCAGCGAGGUCGUCGUCUACCUCUGGUUGCCGCACAGAGGCGAAACCGCGGAGACCGGCCACAAACGUCGAGUCAAACUCGACAAGACGGCUGUGCCUGUCACGCGGGCCAUCCACGCGGACGACAGCUCCCUAGUCAGUGGCAGCCGCGCGCUGGAGGUCAAGUGCUUCGCCCACCUUGCGGCGAACGCCUCCGUCGCUCACGGCGUCGCCUUUUCGAUCCCUGUCACGCCCAUUGCGCCGCGCCUGUCGCUCUCCAGCAUUUGGCCGAUUCUCGCGUCCCACGCUCCCCGGGACGCCGCAGAGAAGCGUCUGUCCCUCGCGGCCGCGGAUGACGCAGAGGCGUGGGCAUCGGUUGUCGAAGGCGUUGAGUUGCCGCUCCCAGUGAUUGCAGGCGUCGGCGGCCUCUCCGCCUCCGUUGGUCUCGGCUACGGGCCAGUUCUGCUUGCGAAGAUCCAGCGCUUCCUCUACGCGGAAGUCUGCCGCUUCGUCCCUGCAGAGGAAGCGUACCAGGAUCUUCUCAAGUCGCACGGAGAGACCGUCGCGGCUGGGAGACGGGGCGCCAGGGACACCGUCUUCUGCACGUGCUGCCGGGAGGCACUGCCCUCUGCGGCCUUCUCACCCUUCGUCGAGCGCGGAGGCCCGAGCUUGUCGUCCCUCGUCCUCGCAGUCUUGGCGCGGCAGACUGUGGCCGUUCUGGGGCUCCAGGUGCCGGGCGAGCUCGCUGCAUGCGCGGCGUUUGCGGAGAAGAGAGUCGAGGAUUACGUGCCACAGGACGCGGAGCUUUUCAAGCGUCUCGGCUUCCUCCCGUGGCCCGCGAAGGAGUACCGCGGAACACUCACACAUCAGUUGGACCCCGAUGUGGAUCUCAAUCUGCUUGUGCUUCUCGCUGGACUGCGCCGGGCUUCUCACGCUUUUAAUCCGUACCUCGCCUCCGUAAAAAACACGAUUCUCUCGUUCCUUCAGGACAUGGAGUCGCGCUUCAUCGCGUCUGCGAGCAGGGAUCUUCCUCCGUUCAACGAAGGACACGAACCUCGCCCGACUUCUUACGCGGCGGCGUCUUCGAUUGCAGUGGCGCCGAUGCCAGCCCUGCCGCUGUCGCUGCCGCCCGCGGCGGCAGAAACGCACCCGACGCAGGCGGACGUGAGUUCCGAAGUCGAUUUCUCGUCGUUUUUGUCGUUCGUGGGGCCGGAUCUCGUCGCGCGAAUUCGUCUUGUCUUCGGAUGUGAGACCCCGCUCAAACUGGCCAACGCCAAGGCGGAGGAAGCUCUUUCUUUUCCGAGUCUGCUUCGGUGGGCGUCGGCUGACGAAGCAAUGCCAAGAAGCGGAGAUAGAGAAGGGAAACUGCUGACGCACGAAGAAGGUCUCUAUUCUCCGCACAUGCUCUGGGCCUUUGUUGCGGGCCUCGCUCAUCCUGAAGAGAAAGCGGCAGCUGAGCUUCUUUCACGGGCGCGGACUCUUCUUGAGCAAUCUCUCAACUUCUUUCGAAUUCUCCCAGAGUCGUCUGCUUACCUUACGGAGUUGCCUGGCAGUUCUGUCGCCGCGAGUGACGCACACCAUGCCUUGCUCAUAAUCGUGGCGAGCGUCGUCCUGGCAGCGAGCAGCGGGACGUCCCCUCGUUCAGCGCAGAGUACGCUUCGGGGGCGAUCGUCUCCGCCCCUGCGGACGCAGCGCGUGGAUCAGUUAACUGAUGCAGACAUUGCUCAGAUGUUUUCGAAGCUUCUCCUUUACCUGGCGCGUGGCGGAAAGAGGGGGCGAAUGGGUUUGCGGAGUGGAGUGACUCCGUGGAACUUCAUCCCCUUUCGGGACGCAUGGAGCGAUUUCCUUGUUAUGGACGCCUUUGCCAGCUGGGACAAGGCCACGAAGAAUGAUCGCGCCGACAUGGCUGUGUCUGUGCAGCUUGCCACCGCGGGGACGCGGGAUGAACUGACCAACGAGGGGGUCAGGAAACCCUUCUCUCCCACGCUGCCCCUUUUACAGGGACGCUUGAGCACCAGGGAAGGCGAAACGUUGCUCGAGACGAAGCUGGGCUGGACUGAGCUGGAGGAGUCGCAUUUGCUUACGGGAGAGAGCGUAUCUUUCGUGUCCUCUGGAGCGCGGCCCGGCAGUGAGAAGUCAGACCACGACCAAGGCGCGUGCUGUUCGUCCUGGGAAGGAAAAGUCCGUGUCAAUGUCAAGGGCGAAGGUAUGGCGUUGGUUGCCAUAGGCAUGGAUUUCAUUUCUGACCGCGACCGUGUUCUUCCCACGUUCACCGGCGCCCUCGUGCAGAAGGAAUUCUUCGCCUUCGAUUCUGCAAGCCAGAAAUGUGGGACGACGCCCGUUGUCAGCGCCGUGAGAGGACAGAGGAUCUGCGUCUCUAUCAGGGUCACGCUCAAAGACGAGCUCAGGGACGUGAUUGUGCGCGACUUGUUGCCUGCUGGUCUGGAGCUCUCCUCUCGCGACCCAUCAAUGCUGCCUAACGCGCUGGUUGAAAACGCGCCUCUUCCUUUGCUGCAUGCAAAGCGUCUGCAUGCGGCGGACCGGAGUACUAUAGCGGCCCAAGCGGUUCCCUCCUGGUCGUAUUUCCCUUCAUGCACGACUCGGCUCUUGGGCAACGCUGUCGAGUGGAAGUGUCCAUUCAUGAGGCCGGGCACUCACGCCAUGCGAGUCAUCGGAAUUGCGACGACGAGCGGGUUUUUCGCGGUUCCGAUGGCUACGGUUGAAAUAGCAACAACAGGAAAAGGCGUCCAGACGGGAACGGAGGCACUUUCCUGGCGCAGACAGGAAGGGAAUGAGUUCACCUUGCUCGGCGCCAGCGGGGCAGCCAAGACGGCGUUCGCCAUCGUCGACGGAGACAGUGGCAGCGCCGUAACGGGAAAGGACGCUUUCAGAGAGGCAGGGCUCCUACCGCCACCCGCGUGGCUCAUGGGCAGCGCGCCCAAAGGCUGCGGAGUCUGCCCGCCAGAGACUGUCUGUUCGCCCGCUCUUGGAAGGUGCAUUUCUUAA